This is a messenger RNA of Angiostrongylus costaricensis, 978 nucleotides long. The record is from the annotation of a GenBank genome assembly. NCBI's taxonomy places the organism in Eukaryota, Metazoa, Nematoda, Chromadorea, Rhabditida, Metastrongylidae.
AUGGAGCCUACUCAGUUGAUCACUAACCUUCUCAGCGUUGGAAAUCCAGAUAAAGGACUGACGAAAACAGUUUCUGAGAAUGAUAUUAUGGAUACCCUAAAAAAGGCACGAGAAUUAUUCCUUUCUCAACCAUCUAUGGUUGAGCUCGACUCACCAGUCAAGAUAUGUGGAGAUACCCAUGGUCAGUAUUCCGACCUCCUUCGGCUGUUCUACAAGGGCGGAUUUCCUCCUUUAUCUAACUACUUGUUUUUGGGUGAUUACGUGGACAGAGGAAAGCAAAAUCUUGAGGUGAUACUGCUGAUCAUUGCAUACAAGGCAAGACUUCUGAACUUUUACUUUCAGCUCAGAUUCCCAAAGAAUUUUUUCGCUUUACGAGGUAAUCAUGAAUGUGCGAACGUGAAUCGAACGUACGGAUUUUACGAGGAGUGCAUGCGAAGGUAUCAAAGCCAAAGAAUGUGGCAGUCGUUUCAGGACACGUUCUCCGUCAUGCCUCUCACAGCUCUCGUGGCUGACAAGAUUCUUUGCAUGCAUGGCGGAUUGUCUCCUCAUCUCGAAUCACUUGAACAACUCAGGAACAUACCACGACCAACUGAAGCAACUGGACAAACACUGGAAAUGGACCUGCUCUGGGCUGAUCCAGUAAUUGGUCUCAGCGGAUUUCAGGCGAACAUGCGUGGUGCAUCGUAUGGCUUUGGACCAGAUAUUCUUGCCAAGUUCUGCAAUACACUCAACAUUGAUCUGGUUGCUCGAGCUCACCAAGUCGUCCAGGAUGGCUACGAAUUUUUCGGUGGUCGAAAAUUAGUGACCAUCUUCUCUGCACCACAUUAUUGUGGCCAAUUUGAUAACGCUGCCGCAAUAAUGGUUGUCGAUGAAAAUCUACAAUGCUCUUUUGAAAUUCUUCGUCCUUGUGUUGGCAGACCGCAACCUAAAAUUGUGCCAACUUCCAUGGGAUCAGCUGGAGCUCCUCCGUGUGCGUAG